This is a messenger RNA of Malania oleifera, 628 nucleotides long. Its product is annotated as large ribosomal subunit protein eL43. Bases 182 to 460 code for a protein of 92 amino acids. Gene Ontology annotation, cellular component: ribosome. NCBI's taxonomy places the organism in Eukaryota, Viridiplantae, Streptophyta, Magnoliopsida, Santalales, Ximeniaceae. The record is from RefSeq and is a predicted model, not a curated record. Gene Ontology annotation, biological process: translation. The transcript has 5 exons. Gene Ontology annotation, molecular function: structural constituent of ribosome.
ACUUGAAAUUAGACGGGCCUAAUAACCCAUUUUGUAUUCGGAUUCAAACCGGUUCUAAACUCGACCCGUUCAGCCAUUUCCAGCUUUAAAACCCUGAAAUCGAGUUCUAGGGUUUCCCUUGCUAGCCUCUGAUCAACAGCCGCGCAACUCGACAGUCAAGAGUACCUUCAAGCUUGCCAACAUGACCAAGCGAACAAAGAAGGCCGGUAUUGUUGGCAAAUAUGGUACCCGUUAUGGGGCAAGUCUGCGGAAGCAGAUUAAGAAGAUGGAGGUUAGUCAGCAUAGCAAAUACUUCUGUGAAUUUUGUGGAAAGUAUGCUGUGAAGAGGAAGGCUGUGGGCAUUUGGGGCUGCAAAGAUUGUGGCAAAGUCAAAGCUGGGGGUGCCUACACUCUGAACACUGCCAGUGCGGUGACAGUUAGGAGCACUAUUCGGAGGCUGAGGGAGCAAACAGAGAGUUGAGCUGGCAUUAGCCUUAUGUACUGUUUUUUUGGUUUUAACUUUUAGAGAUGAUGAGUUUCUUGGAUAGAAGACUACUAAGAUCAUGACCUUUUAUUUAUUUUAUGGAUGUUUGCUGUUGCUGUUCCAUUUUGGUAAUGAAAAUUGGAAUUGUCAGGCUUAAAUUUGACA